Molecule: messenger RNA, 4037 nt
Organism: Sinocyclocheilus anshuiensis
Lineage: Eukaryota; Metazoa; Chordata; Actinopteri; Cypriniformes; Cyprinidae
Product: serine-rich adhesin for platelets-like
Exons: 4
Coding region: 164-2758 (864 amino acids)
Source: RefSeq, a predicted model, not a curated record
GCUAAACAAGCUGUGCUCAUUUCUAGAAAUCCAAAAGGUUUAAAAAUGUCUUUUGUUGUUGUUGUUGUUGUGGUAAACCAUCUUUACUCCAUGAUCUCUGAAUAAUUCACAUCACUUUGAUCAGGUUUUCAUCUGAUGGGAUUCGGUGAGCUUGCAGGAUACCAUGUGGCGUAAUGCAGCAUUCCUGCUCUUCUGGGGAAUCUUGAACUCCUACUUUCCUCCGGACUGCUGCCAAACCGACUCUAAUUUUACUACCAGUUCUUCUCCAAACCUUUACAUGACUGUUUCUCAAAGCACUGCAUCUCAAACAAUGGAGCCCUUAACCAAUGGGAGCAGUUCUUCAGGAAGCGCUAAAACAACUAGCAUGGACACAUCAACGACAUCCGAGACACCUACACUGACUCCGAGUCAUGAGGAUGAAAAUGAACCCGACCAAACCUCACACAUAUCCAAUUCUUGGACCACUGGAACAUUAACUGGUACCCAAAAACCUGAGCCAACAACUGAAACCUCAACCAACAGAGAGCAGACGGCAUUUUCUGAAUCAACAAUUACAGCGAUCUCCCCUACAACAACUCCCGACUCGAGUUCAUCCAUCUUCACAACAAGCUCAGAACCAAACCACCUCACUAUCAGAAGUACAACCGAGACUUACUCCACCAUUCAAGCCACUACACAACCAAUGAACACUUCUGUCUCACCAAUAAACUACCAAAGCACUGCAACUCAAACAAUGGAGCCCUUAACCAAUGCCACUUCACAUGGGAUCAGCUCAACAGAAAGCACUACAACAACUAGCACGGACACAUCAAUGACAUUGACUCCGAGUCAUGCAAACAAUGAUUCAAUUACCACCACUGUUUCCAAUACACAGAAUGAUGCAGAGCAAACCUCAAACAGCAAUAUAUCUAUUUCUUGGACUGCUGGAGCAUUAAAUGGUACCCAAAAACCUGAGCCAACAAUUGAAAGAAGUGUCAUAAAACAGACGGAAUUUUCUGAAUCAACAACAACAAUGAUUGCACAUACAACAACAACUACAGGCUCUUCAUUUCCAUCCCCUGUUGCGUCCUCUGGAACAUCACGCUCCGCUACGACGACAACACAACAGCUUGAGUCAUCAGACCAUACUCAAGUCUCCAUCACAUCAAAUGAAUCGACAGCAACAACGAUUGCCCCUACACCAACUCCAGACUCGAGUUCAUCCAUCUUCACAACCAGCUCAGAACCAAAUCACUUCGCAACGAGAAGCACAACCGAGUCUUACUCCGCCAUUCAAGCCACUACACAACUGAAGAACACUUCUCUCAGUGACACUUCUGACUCACCAUCAAUCUACCAAUCUACAAAUGAAUUAGAUACUACGUCUUUCAGCCACCUGCAAACACAGAUGUCUCAAACAAUUGCUGCUGCCUCUGCACUACUUCAGUCUACAUCGUCGCAAAUCACACCAACUAAUGCAAAGAUUACAGAGCCUUCUGUUACAACCUCAACUUCCUCCAGCAGAAGUGUCACAGAUCAGACGGCAUUUUCUGAAUCCACAAGGACAAUGACUGCAGGAUCUUCAUUUCUGUCCUCUGACGCAUCUUCUGGAACAUCACACUCCACUGCGAACACAUCACAACAGUCACCAGACCACACUCAAGCCUCCAUCACAUCAGAUGAUUUGGAUUCUACGUCCAUCACGGCAGAGCCAUCAUUUACAACCUCAACGUCAGCUACAAAUACAAAGCAAACUUCCCAAAGUGCAACAGAGCCGACGGAGGAAUCAUUAACAACUGACCCACAGGAUGACACAACUGAUACUGAAAUAGCAUCGACUAUCAAAACACCUGUGGAAUCGACUACAAAUGCAAUUUCAGCCGUCGACGACACUGCAUCAGCCACAGAAAAUAACACCGAACAUUUAACUGAUGUGUUUUGGUCCUCUUCUGAUAACACAACAUGGAAUGAGUUUACAUUGACAGAUGACUUCAAUAGCACACUGAUAACCUUAAAUGAAACAACAUCUCAAUCAGAAAGUCUGCUAACUGACGGUCAAGAAACUCUGACACCUGUGAUGGAAUCGCAAUCAUCUCAGUCCGCAACAACUGACGCAACUCUAAAUCCAAGUCUGGUUACUUCCUCAGACUCAACAACACUUGUUGAGACCUCGAGCCCUGUCAUAGCGACGCAAGUUACAGCUACACCUAAAAUCCCCAACCCAGAGCACUCGCAAACACCUGUAACUGCUUUCACAGCAUCAACAUCUACAACAACGCUAACGCCGGGAACAGUUUCAAGACAAGCAAUGACACCUGAUUCAAAGCCCACAUCUAUGAACACGCCCUCAAUGUAUCUGACCACUCAAGAAAAUCUGAAAACGAACACAAACGCCUCCUUAAACCCAUUUUCUCCAGCAUCUCCUCUCACUGCCACAAGCAAUGACCCUAAACCUGUCACCACUCCAUUAGCCGAGGAACACAAAGGCUCAACUGUGGGCAUAUCAAUUCAAACAGCGCUAAAGAGGUCUGAUUCAGAAGGCACUACAAUCACAGACACUUGGUCAAACAGCAUAUCUUCAACACCAGCAGGUCUAACAAACCCACCAUUAUCAAGCAACACCAGCAGAGACGGAAACGCAGAUGAUUCUGCAAACUCAGUGAAAAGCACCAUUGUUUUUGUCUUCAACAUUCCCAAAGUACCUGUGUUUAAAACAAUCACCUUCAAUCACCCACUGGUUAAUCAAGUCACAGUCAUGAACACAGUUUUAAGACCAUGAAACGGUCACAUAAAAUGACUUAAAAGCAAAGUGUGUGAUUCAGAGAGCAUAUAUUUGGCUCCUUGUGUACGUGACAAUUGUGAAAGAGUCAAUAAGAGAAACUUCCAGCUAAAUGCAUCUUAAUGGAGAGAGAUUGGGAAUAUAAGGAAUGUAGAAGCCGAAAUGUUUUUGUGGUUACUUAACAGACAGGAAGGCAAUGUCAAUUAUUUCAACGUCAAGCAGAUCAUACUGUAUGACUACAUGCUUUAAAACAAGCCAACAAACAAAAAAAAAGAUUGAAACCAAAACAAAUGAGAUGGAAGAACAGGUGUAAUGUUUUAUGAAGACUAACUUUCAUUUCAACAAUCCAGGUAGGGGCAAACAAUUGACGCGUGAGUCUGUAGCAUAGCUUCUUAAUCAUUUAUUUUCGCAAAACAACAAUCCAUAAGAUCAACAGUUGAACCAUAUCUUCACCGCUAAACAUUAGCACACACAGCCACAUGAACACACGGUCUGAAAAUCGCAUCCGCUUCCCCCUACUCACCCCACCUACUUCCUUACCUACACUAAAUACACAAUUGCAAUAAUGUAAUAAGAGUCUCAAUUGAAAAUUUCAUAACAUUCAAUCCAAAUACUCAAACACAAAUAAUAAUGAUCAAACAUAAACUUAAUUAUAUUCAAAUUAGUAAAUCAGUCCAUUCAGUCCAAAAUAUGAAAAUAGAAAAAGAAAUGGCUCCAACAGGUUUUAUAUGUUAGUUUGUAUUCUAUUCGCUGUAGUGUUACAGGUUUAAAUUAUGCAAUGUUUACACUCAACGAAAAUCAUACAUGCAUAUAAACAAUAACAUGCAAAACCUUUUGCUCUUUGUACUUUUUCAGCUCUUUUGUCGCUUACAUACUCAUUGUGUACUUUCAUUUUGAAAUUGUGUUUUAUGAAUAUUGUUGGCUCCUACGACAAAUUGCUAUAAAAUCAUCUGCUGAAUAUUUCUUAAGACUGCAUGUUUAGGGAGGAAUGUAUUGUUGCAUAUGUAUAUCUAGUUUGGUUAAAAAUUGAAUGCAUUAACAAUGCAACACCACUUGAGUGACAGCUAUGCGUUGUGUCGUGACUCCAAACAGAGCUAAUAAAAACAUGCACUUUCAGGACAGCAUGAGUUUACAUGCUUUUAUCAAGGGACUUGCAACUUCACCUUUGUGUAAGAAAUUGCACUUGGGUAUAAAAUGGAUUGGGUGAUUUUGACUUGUUUAAGUAUUACUAUAGCCAUACUUUCUGAUUUAUACUCAUAACCAUUUAUAUUAGUUUAUU